AGCCGAAGAUGUCGGCUCAGUCAUGUGAUCAGCUGUGUCCAAUCACAGCUGAUCACAUGGCACUGAUGAUCAGUGUGCCCUGAUGAUCAGUGUGGCCCCAGAAGUGCCCACCUGUCAGUGUCCAUCAGUACCAGCUGCCAGUGCUGAACAGUACCACGUGUCAGUGCCACAUCAAUGCCACAUAUCAGUGUCUACCAGUGCACAUCAAUGCCACAUAUCAGUGCUCAUCUGAGCUGCCUUUCAGUGUCACCCAUCAGUGCCAGUCUGUGCCACCUAUCAAUGCCAAUCAGUGCCACCUAUCAGUGCUGCCAAUCAGUGCCACCUAUCAGUGCCAGUCAG
Molecule: messenger RNA, 339 nt
Organism: Staurois parvus
Lineage: Eukaryota; Metazoa; Chordata; Amphibia; Anura; Ranidae
Source: the annotation of a GenBank genome assembly